CUAUUGUCAAGUUACAUCGAAUCAAGGUCUAGGGUUUCAAAUGCUUCAAGUUCUUCCCAAAUUACUUCCCCUCUCAAGACGAUUUUCCUCAAUUUUCUAUCGAACUUGGUAGCUGUUGAAUCGGUGCGUAACAGUGUCAAGAACCUACCCCGAGAUCUAUUGCAUUUAUGAAUGAGGAAGAUUUGGUAAGGCAACUCACUCGAUAUUCUACCUCUCUCGUGUUUUCAACACAUAAAACACAGACAAACCUUGAAGACAAAUUUCAAGCUUUUGAAUAAGAAUCCUCAAAAACCAUCGUGAUUUCAAACGAAACCCCUCACCCUAGAGUCCAGACACUUCUUCUCUGUCGAUAGCACAUAAAAUCUAGGUUUUCUAUUGUUUCUAUUGACCAGAGACUUUCAAUGGAGAAGACAAAAUCUGGAAAGAAAGAUUCAGAUGCCCAAAAAUUCAAGGGCAUAAACAAAGCUUUUUGAUCAUGUCUCAUAUCAAGAGAAGAAUUGUUGAUGUGCUUCAACCUGGGGAGACAAUGUUGCAAGCUUUAAGAAGGCUGAAAGGAAAUUCUAAUAGAAAGGAAAAGACUUUAGCUGAAACAAAAAUUGUGUCUGAUCAACUAACUGAAGAUGCCAUGAAGCUGAUGGAGGAUGUUGACUACAAUGUGUAUGAUGAAAAACAGGAGGUCUUUCAUAGGGAAGCAGAGGGAUUUGAGAACCUAGUGCGUGCUAGAGGGGAAGGGACCUCUUCUAGUUCAGGAAACAAGCAACCUAAUUCCUCUGGAAUGAGUGAUUCCGGUCUCAAUGGAAUACCUUCCGCAGAUAAUACUACAAACAAUGAGGAUGAUUCCUUUGACAUGUUUGCUGAAGAUGAUGACAAAUCUACUGUUGAUCCAUCAGCUGGCAUUGGAUCUACAGAAAACGAUUAUGUAUUUGAUGAAUCCUCAGGUUACUACUACAGCAGCAGUUUAGGAUAUUAUUAUGACCCAUCUUCUGGACUGUAUUGCAGUGCAGCAUCUGGACAGUGGUGUUCUUGUAACCAAGAAACUGGUGUUCAUGUAACCAAGAAACCGGUGACUAUGAGGAGUUGCCAUCAGGGGAAGGCAAUGGAAAUGGAAUUGCAACAUAGUGGAAUGGAAUUGGAAUCACAGGUUUCACAUCCUGCUGUGCGUGGUACUUAUGGAAGCUUCAUUCAAAUUUCAACAUGUUUAGGGUUGAUGGGAGCUCUUUUAAUCGGGAUUCCUGUAAAGAGCAUCUCAGGCUGGUGGCGUAUCUGCUUUUGGUUAUCUACAAUUCCAUCCACAAUACUUGCUCUUGCUAUGAUAUUCUGUGCAGAAAGUCCACAUUGGCUUUACAAGUUCGUGAUCAAGAGAAGUAAAAUCAUCAGCAAAAAGUGUAAUCAGUUCAGAUUUUUAUUCUGUUUGAUACUUGAAAAUCUACUUAAUGGCUAUGGGGCGAGCUGGAUGCAAAGUAAAAUUGGUGAUUUGGGUUCCAAUACAACAUUAAAGGAACAUCAUUUGUCAUUACUAUUUAAGUGUGAUGGAUUUGAUAAAGCAUCAUCAAGAAAAAUCAACUGGCAUACCAAUGAUGAUAUUUCAUUGAAUUAUUUUCUUGGCUUAAAAAAGAUUGUUCUUAAAACUGCUCUGUGGAAUGAAAAGAAUCAAUGUGGAAUGAAACGAAUCUGUUUACUGGACGUGUUGAUGUGCCCUUAA
Messenger RNA from Lactuca saligna, 1702 nucleotides. The record is from the annotation of a GenBank genome assembly. Lineage: Eukaryota; Viridiplantae; Streptophyta; Magnoliopsida; Asterales; Asteraceae.